AUGUUUUCGCAGAAAGUGGAACAUUGGGCCGAAAGUGACGAUUCUGGCGACGUGGAGUUCCGUCGACGUAUCACUCACGGAGACAUCUGUGGCUGUGAUAGCCGACAUCAUCGCUGUUUACUGAGUCCGAACGACGUGCGAUCAUCAUCGUGGAACUGGCGACAAUACACCGACAAAUUUGAUCGUUUCACUGACUAUGCAGUACCAGACCUUAACCAGCUGUGGACUGACAAUGGUUAUGAUGUGUCACAGAGGAGUAGCAGCAGGAAACGACGCUGUCGCAGCUGCGAUCGGCAGCGAUACUGCUGUUGCGACUGCAUGUGUUGCAAUUACCGACAUGGGAUACCUCGACGGUGUGACGAGUGCUGGCGCACCCGGGAUGCUCCAGGUUACAACGACUACUUAUUUCAAAUGGCAGAAAAUCCGCGUUCAACUGUUCGAAUUGUACCAACAACUUUCGUCUCCUCAACGGCGGCCGCAAGCAAAGCCACCAGAUUCCUGGACACCAGAAAGCAAACCUACAGCGAAAAUGAUAAUGACAGAGAGGCCUAUCUCACAACCUACUACGGGCCAUUUUUGGCUCGCAAGAUCAGAAUUGGCGAUGCAAGCCAAAAGAUCGGCAUACGAAGCUGUCGGAGAGUGCAGGAAAGCUGUUCCUCGGAAAGAAAGUAUCUACGGGAAAUUCAAAAUGAUAGACCGCAAUACAGGGAAAUUCCAGUCCUCGAAAAGGUAAAGAGCAGCGAACCGGCGAAGCAGGGAACUGGAAGUGCAGCCGCGGCUCGGGAUCACUUCACCAGUCUCGGGAAACGUACACUAAGUGAAUUCGCAGAAAUACCGCUUACACCGGUGUCAAUCCCGCGAAUACUCAUUCGUGCUGAUUCGAGUCCCUCUCUAAAAACUGUUGAACCGGAUGUGCCAAAGAAAUUAAUUCGUGAUACUCCGGGUUUACAAGCGCAUCGGCGUGAAAGUGGACGUGAUACACUAAUGGAAGGUCUUGAGCUGCUGAGGUAUCACAAAGAGGAACAAGAGCGCAGUAAAUCAAUUUUAGUAAAGGGCAAAUAUGGUGACGUCAGCGAUAGUGACCGGGAAAUCAGGGCAAAAAAAAUCCCGAAAAUUGUGGCAGGCUCCCAGGAUGUUGCAGAAAAACGGCGUAAAUUUGCUGUCGAUGAAUCUGCAACUUACUGGAGUGAUAAAACACGAGAAUAUCGGCAUGAACUGGACGAAAAAAGACAAGAAACAAUGAAACUGUCACCGGACACCACGCAAACUCACUAUAGUUUACACGAAACUUCAGCUAAACCCCAAACAGAAGCAAAAAAAGUUGCCAUCGAUGAGUCUAAAGGAAGCAAUAGUGAGUCAAAAUUUAUCAUGGAAAUACGUCGCGCUCGAGAAGGAUUACGGAAGGUCUCAAAAGAAUCAGACGUGAUUGCAAGCUACGGGGGUAGACAGGACACUCAGAAAACUUCCGAUUUUGGAGGUAUGUUUUAUAAUAGUAAUGUUUAUCUUAGUUUGUAA
Gongylonema pulchrum is the source of this 1515-nucleotide messenger RNA. Lineage: Eukaryota; Metazoa; Nematoda; Chromadorea; Rhabditida; Gongylonematidae. The record is from the annotation of a GenBank genome assembly.